GUUUGUAAAGAUUCAUUACCGCCGAACCACGGCUGUACAGAGUCCACGCAGUUGCGUCCUUGUCGCUGCAAAUUUUUCUCUCGACAAAAAGAGAGAGACGAGUUGGUCGGAGUUUUGACGGGUUGUACACGCCUGACGGCGCUAAGAGUGAAAGGAGGCGAUGAACCGAUGGUGUUGCUGGCGUCGACUGAGGCCUUGGCGGGCGGCCCGGGCCCGGGCAUUUGGCGACCAGCGUUCCAGCGCCCGUUGGCCGGGCGGGCGCUGCCUGGCAACGGAGGCCGGGCCCAGACCCGUGCGGCUCGCCUGCGCCUCCGGCUUCUGGGGGGACACUGCGACCUCGGUUCCACAGUUGGUGUCUGGUGGGAACCUGGAUUUCCUGGUGUUUGACUACCUGUCUGAAAUCACCAUGUCUUUGCUCGCUGCUGCUAAAGCCAAAUCACCCGAUCUCGGUUAUGUACCUGAUUUUGUGCAGAUAGCAAUGGCUCCAUUUAUAAAGGAAAUUCAUAAAAGAGGAAUCCGUGUGGUCUGCAAUGCUGGUGGUGUGAAUCCUCUUGGUUGCGCAGCAGCUCUACAGGAAGUUGUUAUGAAAGCAAAACUAGACUUGAAGAUUGCAGUUGUGACAGGAGAUGAUUUAAUAUUUAUGAAAGAUUUGCUGAAAGAAGUGGGCAUCACAGACAUGUAUAACGACAGUCAUUUUCCUGCAAAUGUCCAAAGCAUGAAUGCUUAUCUAGGAGCCCGACCGAUCAGCAGAGCUCUGGAUCUUGGUGCUGAUGUAGUGGUGACUGGAAGAUGCGUUGACAGUGCUAUCGUUCUGGGACCUCUAAUUCAUUCUUUUGGCUGGAAACAAAAUGAGUUUGACCUGUUGGCUGCAGGAAGUCUUGCAGGUCAUCUGAUUGAGUGUGGCGCCCAAUGUACCGGUGGAAUAUUUACAGACUGGCACAAAGUUCCUGACUGGGAUAACAUUGGUUUUCCAGUGGUUGAAUGUUCCUCUGAUGGAAGUUUCAUCCUUUCAAAACCACCUAAAACUGGUGGCCUGGUGUCAUUUGGUACCGUUACUGAGCAACUUGUAUAUGAGAUUGGCGACCCCCGUAACUACCAAUUGCCUGAUGUUGUCUGCAACUUCUCUCAAGUUACUGUGUCUGAAAUUUCAGUUACAGAUGGUGGUGCUGUCCUUGUCCAAGGAGCAAAGGGAUCACCUCCAUCUGACAGUUACAAGAUUUGUGCCACGUAUUUAGAUGGCUACCGAUCAAUAGCGGUGUGUCCCGUGGCAGGACGACGAUCUGUGGAGAAGGGAAGGAAAACAGCAGAGAGCAUUUUGAAAAGGACGCGACGUAUUUUCAAAGAGGUUGGCUUAGAUGACUUCAAAUCGGUUAAUGUGCAGAUUCUGGGAUCUGAAGAAACCUAUGGAAGGCAAGCUGCAAAGACAAAUAAUAGCCCUCGGGAAGCUGUUAUUUGGUUAGCAGUUCAUCACAUGCAGAAGAAAGCUCUGGAACUAUUUUCCCGUGAAAUUGCUCCAGCUGGCACUGGAAUGGCACCUGGUCUAACAGGAAUUGUUGGCGGAAGACCCAAGGUGUCUCCUGUUCUGAAGCCAUUCUUCUUUUUGUAUCCAAAGCAGAAUGUUACGAUUGAUAUAUUUAUGAAUGGAAAGCAUGCUGAAACUUUGAAAGAAGACUUUAACUUUACACAUUUGCCUGCCUCAGAAGAAAACGCAGAACAGGAACAGGAUGAUCUAAAUGAUUUACCAAUUGGGGCUUGCCGUUAUCGAUUAGAAGAACUCGCAUACACCAGAAGUGGUGAUAAGGGCAACACCGCAAACAUAGGAGUCAUCGCUCGGCACCCUCUCUAUUAUCCUUACUUACGGAAAUUAUUGACUGCCCAGGCUGUUGAGGAAUACUUCCAGCAUCUUAUAGAGAAGACAGAUUCUGACACUAUGAUGGUCACCAGGUUUGACCUUCCGGGGAUCCAGGGAUUAAAUUUCGUGCUGAGAAAUUCUUUGGGCGGCGGAGGUGUUGCAUCUUUGAGGAUUGACCCGCAGGGUAAAGCGUAUGGACAGAUGUUGUUGGAUUUUCAAUUGAGGAAUCUCCCUGAUCUAAAGACGCUUGUGGAUGAGUAGAGGAGACGUGCGGAAGGCCGAGUUUCGGGAUCCUGUGCUGCAUGCCUGCACAAGCACAUGAUGUCGAUGCCUCUGCUGGGAUGCCUUUUUACACAGUGACAAAUGUACGCCAUAUAGAAACACAGAAAACACAUAGGUGCAGGAGUAAGCCAUUCGGCCCUUGGAGCCAGCACCGCCAUUCGAAAUGAUCAUGGCUAAUCAUCUAAAAUCAGUACCCCGUUCCUGCCUCAUCUCCAUAUCCAUUGAUUGCGUUAGUCCCAGGAGCUAAAUCUAACUCACUCUUGAAAACAUCCAUUGAAAUGGCCUCCACUGCCUUCCGUGGCAGAGAAUUCCACCGAUUCACAACUCUCUGGGUGAAAAAGGUUUCCUCAUCUCAGUCUUAAAUGACCUACCCCUUGUUCUUAAACUAUUAAUAAUUUCUACGUAGUAAACUAAAACAAGUUGAUUUUUUAAAAUUCAGUCUGAAGAAUGCCCGACAUGAUACGUCGCCUGACAGACGCUGCCUGACCCACGGAGUUACUCCAGCACUUUGUGUUUUGCUCAAGAUUCCAGCAUCUGCAGUCUCUCCUAACUUCGGAAUUUUCCAUUGCUAUUUUUAACCAUUUUAACCAUUUUCUCAUUCCGAUGACUUUACGAGUAAAUAUAAAUACAUAUAUAUAUAAACUGCUGGAGGAACUCAGUGGCUAAGCAGCAUUCAUUCAUCUGUGGAGAGCAAGAGACAUAUUCGGAGUUUGGAAACACAGACCUUCCCUUUGCCUUCAAUGAUGCUGCUUGACCCGCUGAGUUUCUCCGGCAGUUUAUCUUGUACUCCGGAUUCCAACUUUUUUUACAACAGAGACUGCACUGAGAUAGUAAAUAAAAAGCAAAAAAUGGUGCCAACACUCAGCAGGUCGCGUAGUAUCUGGGGAAAGAGGGACGAAGUUAAAACUCGCGUCGAGAGGGUUCCUCGACUUUGUGAAGUAGUGAAAGGCGUUGUGGGUUUAACGGUGUCAAUGGAUAAUAGCGAGUUCGUGUUUAAUUAAGUUUACCCUACAGUUAUAACACAAGUAUUUUGUGUUUUAAUUGUAAUUUAGUAAUAAAUCACUUUCUUUAACAGUAAUGUGUGAUAAUUUAUGAAAAUCAAAUGUUACGAUUGUACAAUUAAUUUCUUUUGCCGCGAUGUUUAAAUGCCUUAUGUA
Molecule: messenger RNA, 3291 nt
Organism: Amblyraja radiata (thorny skate)
Lineage: Eukaryota; Metazoa; Chordata; Chondrichthyes; Rajiformes; Rajidae
Exons: 20
Coding region: 161-2113 (650 amino acids)
Source: RefSeq, a predicted model, not a curated record